AGCAAAAGAGGAGUAAAAAUGGCGGAGAACAGCGGCACAGAUCCUGCCGUGGAAAGGAGCGCCGAAGAAAACGCUGCCACCAGCGGGACCAUAAUCAUGGUCACUGUAAAAACACCGAAAGAUAAGGAAGAAAUAGCAAUCUCCGAGGAUGCCUCUGUCUCACAGUUUAAAGAAGAAAUCUCCAAAAGGUUUAAGGCAAAGCAGGACCAGUUAGUCUUGAUCUUUGCUGGUAAAAUCCUGAAAGAUGGAGACACACUCAGUCAGCAUGGUAUAAAGGAUGGACUCACUGUUCACCUUGUCAUCAAAACAGCACAAAAGGCCACAGGUGCAAGCUCCUCAGCUGGUUCAUCCACCUCUGGUACAUCACAGGUGAACAGUGGCACUGCGAAUACUGCCAGCCCUGGCCCUGCUGUCAACCUGGGCACAUCGCAGGGCAGUGGGCCAUCGCCAGCCACCUCACAGCCAGCCAGCUUAUUUACUGGAUUCGGUGACCUGUCCAGCCUGGCUAACUUGGGCAUGGGCUCUGCCAACUUCAUGGAGUUGCAGCAGCAAAUGCAGCGACAGCUGAUGUCAAACCCGGAGAUGCUCUCGCAGAUCAUGGAGAACCCUCUGGUCCAGAACAUGAUGUCCAACCCAGACCUGAUGAGGCAGAUGAUCAUGGCCAAUCCGCAGAUGCAACAGCUCAUGGAGCGCAACCCUGAGAUUUCACACAUGCUCAACAACCCAGAGCUGAUGAGACAGACAAUGGAGUUGGCAAGGAAUCCAGCCAUGAUGCAAGAGAUGAUGCGUAACCAGGACCGGGCUCUUAGCAACUUGGAGAGCAUCCCUGGGGGGUACAAUGCUCUACGGAGGAUGUACACGGAUAUCCAGGAGCCCAUGUUUAGUGCUGCACGCGAGCAGUUUGGAAACAAUCCCUUCUCCGCCUUGGGGGUUAAUGCAGACAGCCCAGGAGCACAGCCUUCCCGGACGGAAAACCGUGAGCCACUGCCAAAUCCAUGGGGCCCCCCAGACACCACCUCUGCUGCAACUGGCACCACAACCACCUCCAGCACGAGCUCUACCACGCCCAGCGUCUCCAACCCCCUGGGCAUUAGCUCCUCCAGCUUGGGAAAUGGUAUAUUCAACAGCCCUGGUAUGCAGAGCCUGAUGCAGCAGAUCUCGGAGAACCCCCAGCUGAUGCAGAACAUGCUCUCUGCCCCCUACAUGCGCAGUAUGAUGCAGUCCCUGGCCCAGAACCCAGAGGUCGCCUCACAGGUCUUGAUGAACAACCCUCUUUUUGCUGGAAAUCCCCAGCUGCAGGAGCAGAUGAGACACCAGCUACCUGUAUUUCUGCAACAGAUGCAGAACCCUGAAGCCCUGUCGGUGAUGACAAACCCACGGGCCAUGCAGGCUCUGAUGCAGAUCCAGCAGGGUUUGCAGACCCUCCAGACUGAGGCUCCAGGGCUUAUGCCCAGUCUGAUUGCUUCCGGGAUUCCUGGCGGGAUCCCCACAGGAGUUAAUGUGACUCCUGAGAACCCUCCUGCCCCCACCUCUGGACCAGGCUCCUCCCCUGCUGCUGGAACCAAUCCAGCUCAGCAGCAGCUCAUGCAGCAGAUGUUACAGAUGUUCGCCGGAGGCAGCGCAUCGAGCCAGACUCCAGAGGUACGCUUCCAGCAGCAGCUGGAGCAGCUGAGCGCAAUGGGCUUCAUCAACAGGGAGGCCAACCUGCAGGCCCUCAUCGCCACAGGGGGCGACAUCAACGCCGCCAUCGAGAGACUUCUUGGCUCGCAGCCCUCCUAAAGAGUGUCCUAGUGGGGGCGCCAGCGCACGCGCGCGCCUGGGGUCCAGGACGCGAAUCACAGACGAGACAUGAACACGGUCCAUUGCAUAAUAUCUGACAAAGCCCCCCCCAUCCCCAGUCCCCUGUCAUCAAUAGACUGAAUUCCAGUUGCUUCUUUGUUUUGCGCAGUUGAUCUGAGAAUUAUAGGAAAUUGGGGUUUUCAAAUUCGUAUUCUUAGACUGGACAAAAAGAAAAAUGAGAUCACAAUGGAAUGACACAAGGCUAACCCUUUCAUGUAUGACUGCGUCCCCUAACACUGGGAAAAUGCUUCUGUGAACCAAGUGUAGGUUAUCAUUCCUUACAAUUGACACAUACUCACUUGAGACACUACUUCAUUGUUUCUGGGAGUAGAAAAAGUUAAAAUUGAUUUCCUAGGACAGAUGAGCCCUUGUCUUUCAUGAGGAUGGUCAGUUUACUUAAUUGUUUCUCUCUGUCUCAUAAAUCAUGCCUGACUAAAUCAGUAUUUAUUGCAGACAUGUAGAGAUCACCUUUUACUCCCUCACCACCCUUCCACAAUUCACAGUUCUUUAAGCACAUCCUUCUCAUUUGACAUUGUUAAUUGAAAUCUAAUGGAGGAAGAUGUUGGAAUCCCUGUUUGAGAAUUAUAACAGCCUCAUGCAGAUGAUUGCUUACUCUUCAGCUAUUUAGAGAGGAAUGGAAUUUGGAAGUGUGAUUCAAGAGAAUGGUCAUCUCUUAGUCUUUUGCUUUUUAUUAGGAGUGUGAAUGAACUGCUGGUAAAAGCUUGUGGGUUAUGGGGUAAGGUUGUAACAAGGCAUCAAUAAAAUAUUUCUCAGCUUAAGAGCAAUGCUGAAAGCAGGCACCAUUUGUUUUGACCAUAUCUUUAUGCUUUGUCAUAGAAGUACUCUAGUGCGUGGAGAAGACAUGCAUUGUGUAUUGGAUACAUCAUAAUACAGUUAAUCUGGCAGCAGCAUGAAAGUGAUGAUGCUAGCUUUUCUGUGCACCAAUGCUAACCAACAGCAAUCUAAUGAAACUAACAGUCAAGUUUUGAUGUGAAUUAAAUUGUGUUCAACUUUGCUUUUUGCUGCACAUUCACAUUCAUAAUCCACUCUUUCGUCUCAUUUGAUUAAUUACAUUGCAAUAAUCUGAACUCGUACUUGAGUUGGUAUGUUUUAUUUUAAACCAGAGGACUUAACUACACAAAGGUGUGGGAGGGGGAUGUAUGGUGAGAAAUGUGUAGAUAAAUGUGUGUUCUCUCUGCCAGUCUUCAGUGAAUAGGCGUUCCCUGUUUCCUUGUUUGGUGUGCAGACCUGGGCCACAUUUAGUAGUAAUCUAGAAUGAUGUACCAUUAAUAAUGGCCUCAAUAUUCUUUAUGACUUGUUUGUUUGCAUUUUCUCAAAAAUACUGUGUAAGACUGUUGUCACCCCUCCCCCCAGCUAUCAGCAGCUUAGCUAUGGUUUGGUUUAAGUCAAUCUAAAUUAUGAUUUAAUUUACUUUCAGUUUCUUUUCAUUUCUAAUACAUAUACAUUUAUUUAAAUUGAAUUAAAUUCAGUUGGCACUUCAAAGACAA
This is a messenger RNA of Electrophorus electricus (electric eel), 3347 nucleotides long. RefSeq names its product ubiquilin 4 (gene ubqln4). Lineage: Eukaryota; Metazoa; Chordata; Actinopteri; Gymnotiformes; Gymnotidae. Gene Ontology annotation, cellular component: cytosol. Gene Ontology annotation, biological process: ubiquitin-dependent protein catabolic process. The record is from RefSeq and is a predicted model, not a curated record. Gene Ontology annotation, molecular function: polyubiquitin modification-dependent protein binding.